Fopius arisanus is the source of this 2177-nucleotide messenger RNA. RefSeq lists its product as uncharacterized. Lineage: Eukaryota; Metazoa; Arthropoda; Insecta; Hymenoptera; Braconidae. The record is from RefSeq and is a predicted model, not a curated record.
UAAUACCUGGACUGGGGGAGGGCACUUACCGAUUUUCCUGGAAAUUUCGAGGUACGAAGUUACACCUGACCAUUCAACAGUUCUCAGUGCAAUAUUUUCCCGGAAUUUUACAAUUGCAGAGUGGAGUUUAUUUUCGGCAGCUCUCAUAUUGAAAAUUACGAGGUUGAAAAUUCCCAUGGGAUAAUCUCCUCUGAGGCGGGAAUAUAGCGCUGUAUAAAUUAAGAGUCGGUUACUGGGGGAUUUAUACCACCCCUUUAAUCCAUGAAUUGUAGCGCAAUAUUUCAUGCAGUGAAACCAAGUAGAAUCUCAUAAAAACCGUGGGAUAACGGAUAUAUGGGGUGAAACUUGCCGAUAACUUGUUGAUUUUUACAACGACGAGCUGAUAUCAAUCUGUAUUCAUUCAUUUUCGGAGAGGAUCUGCAAUCAUCGCCAUUGGGGAAUUACAAUUGUGAACAGUGGAAUUUCAUAUGGAGCAUCACAUCGAGUCUUCAGGAUUUAUCUCAAUGGAAAAACCUCAUCGAUCAAGGGGAAAACCCAGUCUGGGGAAAAUCCACACCGGGAAAAUCUCAGUCUCGGGAAUUGGCGCCGCUGGGGCAGUAAAAUUUACUCCCAAUCCUUGAAAAACCCCUCCCCCCACCAUUGAUCAUCACAAAGGUGUCCCGGAGGAUUCAAAUACCGGCGGGACUUUGAAUUUCGUCGCAGAAAUUAUUCGACAAAGGGCACGUGUACUUCGACCCCCCAAAUAUAAAGUGCGAGUGAUAAAAAAUAAAAUAUAGAGAGAUACCUGAAAGCUUGAUUAAAUCAACAAGAUCGAUUGAAUUUGAGUGGUAAAAAUGUUCAGUUGCAUCGACAGGAUAAAAAUUUACCGUAAAAAACGGGUGGUGAAAAAAAAUCGGACAUUUCCGAUGCAAGCUGAUGGUGGACAUGCCGUGGAGAUGGGAUGCACCAGGAGAAUUCAUUCUCUGUCGGCUCUGGAGCUAUUGAAAUCCCCGGCGAAGCCAAAAAUCAACAAGGAAGAGAAUAAAAAAGUCGAGGAGAUGUCAAACAAUCCCAGGAAGCCGUUCCCCGCCGCUGAGAAAACUCUCCAUGUAUGCAGAAAUGUUCUGAAGAAACUGCUUUCACCGAAAAAAGCCACGAAAUUGAAUGAGGUCGAGGGGAUAAAACGGAUGGAUGUGGGUCAACCAUUGCCCACAAGUCCAUCAAAGGAGUUGGGAUGCGAGAGGACAUCCUCGUACUCGUCCCUAUCAUCUCUGAUAAUCUCCACCGGCAACUUCUGCACAUCUUCCCCAGUUUUUCAACAGAAAAAUCCACGACGAGGGCAAGAUGACCCUUCCAACGAUUCUAUUAUCAACGGAAUGUCCCCCAGUGGUGUCAAAGCAACCUUGAACUUUUCGGAUAUCGACAACGAGAAAGAUGAGGAGAAAGUGUCAUUGAAAGGUUCAUCGAGAUGCCGAGGGAACUUGAUUAACUCAAAGUCUGAGAGCGAGUUGUUUCCAUUGUUGGAGUUUGAUCGGGAGAUAAUGGAGAUGUCAAAUGACAAUGGCAGGAGGCACAGCUAUCCUGGAAUGUCCAACACCACUAGGAGGGAAUCUUGGCAGGAACUUUUGAAGUGUAUUAUCUCCAACAUGAAGAAUGAGUCUGAGGCGUCGAGCUCGUCGUCUUACGCCUUGGGGAGCUUCUCCGAGGACAGCCUCGAGGUACCCACCAUCACCAGGAAACCCAUGAGGGAAGCACUUCUCGAGAUAUCAAGGAGACGCAGCUUUUACGUAUCGAGGUCACCUCAAGAAGACGAUUACCAUCCGAAUUUAUUCGACGAUGACUUUGCGGAGGAAAUUAAGGAACUGCCGGCUGAACAGUCUCAAUCACUCGAAGUAUUAUACAAAUCUCAUUCUUGUUUAGAAGAAAAUAUCGCUUUUAAUAACUCACAGCCUUUUAUCAUUACUAUGUACGUCUGAUGAUUGUUAAAAAGUGAUAGUUUCAAUAAUUUUUCAACAUAAUUCAUUAUAAUUUCAGUAUUAGUUAAUAUAGAUGCAUAUUGUAUUGUCGAGAAGAAUUAAAAUAUUCAUUUUUAUUUAUAUUUUUAGAAAAAAAAUUACAACUGUUUAGAGGCUAUGACUAUGUUAACUAAAUCCAUGUAAUAUCUAAAAUAACGCAUUUGAUGUAUAAAUAUAAAUAAA